AUGGACCAGGAGGAGGCUCCACCACCCCCUUACUCCGCUGUCGAUCCAUUGCUUACUCCCACCAACAACCGGAACAACAACACCUCCCCAACCUCAGCCCCGCCUGCAAACGGUGAAUCUUCACAGGAUGCCGGUAGCUCGCGGGUGCCCGUUCAGCCAGCGGUCUUGCCCACCCAUUUUACCUCGGCCUCGGCGUACUUUGAGCAGCGGCCCCCGUCGGUCGUGGACGAAAGCCGCAGUCUUCUGCAACAUCAUAUGACCGUCUACCCCCGAAGCCAAGCCAAGGAUUUCCCACGAAGACCGCGCUGCUGGGCUUCGCGCUUCGACGAAACGACCCAGCAGGACUGGGAUGCUUUCUUGCGGUACCUGUUCCCGCCGGAGUUGGGGCUGGCUGCCUCCUCGCAACACCUGCCACGCCAAUUGCGCGCGGAAAUUCGACGGGAUCGCAAAGAUCGCCCACAAGAGACGGAUGAGCAGCGCAGGGCUCGGAUUGCUGCCGUUGUUGGAGAAUGGAACGAAUGCUUCUUCCAUUUCCGCGGCGCCCAUAUAGUAUUCAUCUACGUGGGCGAGCCCAAUUCUACACCUUCAUCUGCUCUCUGUCCCCGAUGCUAUCCGGCUGCAACGGGAUCUAUAGAGAGCUCGCCAUCACGGCAUCCCAACACACCGUCGCCAGUCUCUGCCCAGCAUAGCCCUUCACCGGCCCCUUGGCCGACAUCCCCGUCUCCGUAUCACUACCCUCAGGGCUUUGCUCCUCCGUUACCGUACGGAACACCAUAUGGUGCUCCCACAUAUCCAUCUCCUGUAUCUCCCAACCAACCUCCUCAAUACUACCCACAUCCACAACCUCAACGGGCAUGGCAAUGGAACAAUUGGGGACACGCGCCCCAGCAGCCGGCAUAUCAAAACAACGGCUCUUCCAACAAAGGUGGAUGGAUAUCCCAGCUUGCAUCGACGGCGCAAAAAUAUGGUGAGCGCUUCAGUGAACAAGCCCAGCAGUAUGGGGACCAACUGAGCGCGCACGCACAGCACUACGGACGACAGGUUGAGGAACAGGCUCUAGCCCACGGCCGGUGGAUUGAAGAGCAAGCAAGACUUCAUGGCCGGAAAGCACCAAUGGUCGCUCCAUAUAAUACUAAUUAUUACGGCCGACCGGCUUGGGAUAAUUCACCUAGACCUCCGCCAACACCCAAUGUCCAACAACCUAUCACUCAUACCCCAAGCCCGGUGGUCCCAAGUCCUGUGGCCCCAACACCUCCACAGACAAGAACGCCACCCGAAACGACAAAUCAGGAUAAUGACAAGCCUAAAAACUUGGUAGAGGAGCCUCCUGCCGAGUUGGGCGUUGUUGAGCGUACUCGACGAGCAUCAGUGAGCUCGAUUUCAUCGGAGUCUUCCUUCAGCUCGAUUGAUUCAAUAUCCACAACAUCAGAUCUAGAUGUCUCGGACCUUGCCACGGUGCGAACACAGCUAGAACUUCUCGAUGAUCGUCAUGACCGGACUCUGUACGAUGCUGUCGUGGGGCUCCGUCAACAACUCACGGUCUUGCAGAAGACCCGUCGAGAAGGCAGAUUUUUAGGAAAGGAUAAUUGGAAGGCCGGGUUCGGUCAAAGCCAGCAAAACACUCAACAAGCUGCAAGUAACGAUUGGGGUCGUUGGGACUCUCCUGAGCAGCAAGAACGUCACUCUAUGGACAGACGCGCCUUGAAAGAUGAGAUGCGAUCUACGAAAAAGGCAUUCCGGGACACUCUCCGGCGCGCUCGUGAUGAGCAGCGGGAACGGCGGCGUGCAAAUCGCCGCAAGGUCCGACAGGCCAGGGCAGGCGAUGGGAACAAGACGAGAAAAUCGCAAGAUCAACCUCUUGAGCAACAACUCACGGCCUUACGGUUGGACAGUUCUCAGUCCAGUCAGUCUCUUGUGCCACAGCGAACCAAUUCGAUACAAAUCAGCCCGGUUGCUCCCCAAGCUUCCACUGUCAGCUUUGAGCAUGCUCCGAAGCCCCCGUCUAUCACGGGGACGAACACCCAAGACCUCAAUUCUUCUGGCAGCUCGGCGUCUACCAAGAAAACGAAAUCGACUGAUACCUCAAGUCGGUUGAAGGAUAUGCUUAAGUCUAAGAAGGCUAAGAAGCAAAAGGAUGAUGAGGCGGCCAACAAAUAA
Messenger RNA from Penicillium brevicompactum, 2157 nucleotides. RefSeq lists its product as uncharacterized. The record is from RefSeq and is a predicted model, not a curated record. Lineage: Eukaryota; Fungi; Ascomycota; Eurotiomycetes; Eurotiales; Aspergillaceae. The coding region runs from base 1 to 2157 and encodes 718 amino acids. The transcript has a single exon.